Molecule: messenger RNA, 824 nt
Organism: Megachile rotundata (alfalfa leafcutting bee)
Lineage: Eukaryota; Metazoa; Arthropoda; Insecta; Hymenoptera; Megachilidae
Gene: Osi15
Product: DUF1676 domain-containing protein Osi15
Cellular component (GO): membrane
Source: RefSeq, a predicted model, not a curated record
GAAAAAUUGCCCCAGGGCGAACAGUCAAAAUCUUUGUCGAUACCGAUUGAUCACCAUGAAGAAGUUGCUGAUCGUUUUAGCCUUGACGUUGUCUUACGUCGUUGCGGAGGACAGCUUGGACCAGAUGGAGAACAAGUUGGGCAGGGCGAUGGAUAAUCUGAAUCGAAUGGACAACAUCAAGAUUUACGGUGACAUGAUCACCCUGGAGAAAGUACACGUUGAGGAGGAGGCUGCUAGAUCGAGCCAGGAUCCUCUUGUGGGCAAGAUUGAACAAUUCUUCAGGACCAGGAGGAUUCAGCUGCAUUUACCGAGUGAUGGUUCGUCGGCUGAUAUGUUUGGAAGAGCUUUGGGGCAGAAGGACGUCGGGGUUGAACUUAGGGGGCUGACUACUGGAGCUUCUGAAGCAAGAACCAAAUUAAAGAAGAUAAUGCUACCACUCCUCCUGGCCCUGAAACUGAAGGCAAUGAUCGUUUUGCCGAUCGUAAUCACCCUAAUCGGUCUGAUAGGCAUCAAGGGUCUCGGUGCAGGGCUGCUGUCCCUCCUCCUCUCCGGAGCAGUGGCUCUGAAAGCACUGUUAACGCCACCACCGCCACCCCCAGCCAGAGUCACUUACGGGGUUGUGAAGCCUGAUAUCCAUCACGAACACUGGCACAGGUCGCAGGAAGAAGUUAAUCAACCUUACAGGGGUUGGGCUCCUGAAUUUGCUCCUGAACAGUACCCCUUCCAGGACAUCCCUUAAAUUUUUUUGAUCAUUCGUUCACCUCAUAAUCUCAUUCUAUUUAUUGUCACCCCUGCUUAUUCAAUAAAUCAUCAGUGUUCUUUUG